Saxophila tyrrhenica is the source of this 1044-nucleotide messenger RNA. RefSeq lists its product as uncharacterized. Lineage: Eukaryota; Fungi; Ascomycota; Dothideomycetes; Mycosphaerellales; Extremaceae. The record is from RefSeq and is a predicted model, not a curated record. Bases 1 to 1044 code for a protein of 347 amino acids. Gene Ontology annotation, biological process: glucan catabolic process. Gene Ontology annotation, molecular function: hydrolase activity, hydrolyzing O-glycosyl compounds. The transcript has a single exon.
AUGUUUGCGAUCACCUACCUCGUCCUGGCGCUGGUCGCCCUCAUCUUCAGCAGCGUCACCGCCGCUCCAACAACACAUUCAACGCCGUACAAGCAAGUCGCCCAGUACACCCACCCCAACUUCUUCGACGGCUUCACGCUCUACAGCGAUGCGGAUCCGACCUACGGUUUCGUGGAUUACGUCGACGAGCAGACGGCCAAAGACGAGCACCUGACCGGCUGGAUCUAUCGCGAAGGUCCCAACACGACUACCGCUUUCAUCGGCGCAGACUCCACCGGCAUCUUUCCCUCCGGCCGCAACUCCGUCCGCCUGACCAGCAAGAAGGAAUUCAAAGUCGGCAUGCUGGCAGUGAUCGACCUCAUCCACAUCCCAGUCGGCUCUGGUCCCGGUGGCUCAGGUCUCUGGCCCGCGAUCUGGUUUCUCAGCCCCGAGGCGACUUGGCCGUAUGGCGGCGAGAUCGACAUUCUCGAAUACGUCAACCCGACGAAGGAGAGCAGCUUCAACGCCAUGACCCUCCACACCGGUCCUGGGUGCAACGUCGACAACACACCCAACAAGUACCUCGGCGAGCUUACCAACGGCAACACCGAUUGCUCGUACAGCGACACGGGCAACACCGGCUCCAUGGGCUGCUCGAUCCCGGCACCCCUCAAAUACAGCAUCAACGGCCACCCCUUCGCCACCGCAGGACCAGACUUCAACGCCCAAGGCGGCGGUACCUACGUCGCGGAAUGGACGGCCGAAGGCAUUUCAGUCUGGCUUUUCGACCGCUACAACCUCCCCCACGACAUCCACGACCAGCGCCCGAACCCGAAGCGCUGGUCGCAGAAGCCGCUGGCGAAGUUCGCUGGGAAGGGGUGUGAUUACACCAAGAGCUUUUUGCCGAUGAACUUAAUCGUCAAUGUUGAUGUUUGCGGCAGCUGGGCGGGAGAGGUGUAUCCUGGUGGAGCGGAGGCGUGCAAUGAGUUUGCUGCGAAUAAUCCGGAGGCUUAUAGGGAGGCGUAUUUUGAGUUUGGGGGGAUUUUGAUGUAUCAGAGCGAGUAG